AUGAAAAAUCGAGCUAAAAAUGAUAUAGUUGUUUUCCAACGAAUGAAUAAGUUUAAUUAUAAAGAAACAUUUGAAGAUGCUGAUCAUGGCACUUUACUUCUUUGUGCUGAUCAUCAAAAAACACAUAUGUUAGUAGCAGGAUUUUCAAGUCGACAUUUUUAUCUUCAUGAAAUGCCUAAUUUUAAUAUUAUUCAUUCUUUAAGUAUUGACGAUCAAAAACAAAUGAUAGCAUCAGUAUUAUUCAGUCCAUUAGCUGAUUGGAUUGCAUUAGUUUGUCAAAAUCUUGGUCAACUUAUUAUUCUUAGUAAACAAGAAGGUCCAAUUAGUGCAUUAACAUUUGCUCGAAAUAUUACUAAAACAGCAUUAGCAAUUUGUUCAUGGGAUAAAACAUGA
Molecule: messenger RNA, 393 nt
Organism: Rotaria sordida
Lineage: Eukaryota; Metazoa; Rotifera; Eurotatoria; Philodinida; Philodinidae
Source: the annotation of a GenBank genome assembly